CUCUUGUAUUUUAUCCAGAAGCAAUUCUGGUUGUUUUCCUUUGUUUCACCUCCGUGCGCUGUGUUGUUGAUGUAGUUUAUUUCACUGUUUCGUAGUUAAUUAUCGUUUAUGCGGUAGAGGUAAUAAGAGAAUGCUGGAGUCUCGUAAAAGAAACCAACAGUCGAAGGCAGCAUCGAGCGCGUCGUUUGGUAAGCGUAGCCGUACCAACGAUGAUGCAAACGAAACCAAUUGCACGGAAACGAACUCCAAUGAGAAUGCCAGCCAAAAUCACCAGGAGCGCGGGAUGGAAAUCAUACGCAACGGAAAGGUGCUUCGGAUGGUGUUGAAAAAUUUCAUGUGCCACCGGCACCUAGCAGUAGAGUUUAACAAGCGGGCCAAUCUACUUGUUGGUAAAAAUGGCAGCGGCAAGAGUGCCAUCUUGGCCGCUAUGACGGUCGGUCUGGGGUGUAGUGCGGGCCAAACGAAUCGCUGCAGUAGUUUGAAAGAUCUUAUCAAGCAUGGCGAGUCACAGGCAGUGGUGGAAAUCCACCUCGAGAACGCCAGCUUCGAUGCGUACGAGCGUCAAAAGUACGGCCGAAAGAUUAUCUGCGAGCGUACGAUCAAUUUGUCGGGCGGCGGCUCGUACAAGCUAAAGAGCGAAACCGGGCAGGUGGUCUCGACGAGCCGCAGCGAGCUGCAGAAGAUACUGCUUGCGUUCAACAUCCAGGUGGACAAUCCGAUUUGCGUGCUCAAUCAGGAUCUGGCCCGUUCGCUGCUGAAAGACUCGGACGAGGGUAAGCAGUGGACGUUUUUCACGAAGGCGACCCAAAUCGACACGAUUAAGUUGAAGCUGAACGACUGCGUCACCAUCGCCGAACAGGCCCGCAAGGUGCUGACGGUGAAGGAGCAGAGCCUGCGCUAUCUGGUCAAGGAAAUCGAGGUGCUGGAGGAAAAGCACCAGAACCUGGAGUCGGCCGGUCGGCUGGGAGAGGUGUUGAAGCAGCUGCAAGGGCUGGUCGCGUGGCGUACCGUGUCUGAUCAGGAGCAGCAGUUGGCCUCGGUGGACGAGGAGCUGAAAAAGCUACGCUCGUCGAUCGAAGAACAGGAGCAUCGCAUUCGCAACCGGGAGUCGCUUGUCGUCGAAACGGAGCGUACGAUGCAAAUGCACCGGGUCGAUAUCGAGGGUAAAAAGACGGAGUAUGUGACGCUUAAGGAAGCGUACGCGGCGGUACGGCGGACGAUGCAGGAAACCCAGCAACGACAGGCCGAAAUCGAACGAGCGAUCAGGAAGGGUACCGAUCGUCUUGGGCGAGUGGAAGAAGAGAUCCGUGGCAUCGAACAGGCGUUACAGGAGCGAAAUCAGGAUGGCAUGACGCAGAUGGAGCGGGAAAAGGCGAAAAAUGAAAGCGAAAUGGUCAAGUUCGGGGAGCGCAAAACGGAACUGACGGCACUGAUUGCAAACGCGCAGCGGGAUGUUGAGAUGAUGCACAACACGCUGGCACAGUUGAAGGACAGUCGCGAAGAGAAACAGUACGCGCGUGUGGCGAAACAGAACGAAGCGACCCGGAUUGACCGGCAGCUGGAACAGUUCGAGUCGGCACCGCGCAGCAAACUAGCCAUCUACGGCGCAAACAUGCCCGCCCUGGAUGCUCGCAUACGGCAGAUAUACCAGCAGGGUAGGUUUUCCGAGCUACCGCGCGGCCCGCUCGGCCAGUACAUCGAGGUGCGGGACAAAAAGUGGAGCGCCAUCGUCGAGACGGCACUCGGGGGCUGUUUGUCGGCGUUCUUCGUCAACUCGCAGGCCGACUGGAGCACGCUGGACGCGCUGCUGAAGCGCGAGUUUCCCGAUCUGCACAAUUGCACCAUCUUUACCGGGCGCUUCGUGAAGGAGCUGUACGACGUGAAGCAGGGUUGCGUGCGCGAGCAGGACGGCACGCACUUGCUGAUGAACCUGAUCAAGGUGAAGGAUCCCGUUGUAAUGAACCGGUUGAUCGAUAGUGCCGCCAUCGACACGAUCCUCGUGACGGAACAUCAGAGUAUCGCGAUUCAGCUGACGAGCGAGAUCGAGAAUGUGCCGCAGAAUCUGAACAAGGUGAUCGUGUCUGAGCCGUGCUCGGAGUUCUAUCCGCAGCCGAAGUACCGCAGCUACGGGCUGCAGCAAAGACCGGCCCGCUACCUGCAGGUCAGCAUGGACGAGCUGAAACGGCAGACCCAGCAGCGCAAGGAGCAGCUACAGCGUGAGCUAGUCGAGCUUAACCGGUCCUGCGAGCAGGAGCAAGGCAGGCUGCAGGAGAAAACACACCAACUGCACGCGCGCCAGCAGGAACUGAAGCGGCUUCAACAGGAGCUGCUCUCGAUCGAGCAGCGGCUCGAGGAGCUGUCGUCGGCCGUGUUUGUCGACGAAACGGAGGAAACGACGUUGCGCUCCGAGCUGCAGCAGCUGGAGGAGGCACGUGGCAAGCUGCAGGCAGCGAUCGCUCGCGAACAGUCGGUCGUGGAGACGGUCCGAGAGCGCGUGGAAUCGGAGGAGCGGACCGUGCAGGAGAAAAAGGACGCCAUGGCGUCCGUCGAGGAGGACAUUGCGCGCAUUCAGGCACGCAUCGAGGGUGAACAGCAGAAGCGGCACGAUCUGCAGACGAACCACAAGGUGAAGCAGCAAGCUUUGCAGCGCGCCCAAGAGGCUCUCCGGGAGCGAGUGGAAACGCGCGGCAAACUGAAAAGUGUCUUGGAGCGGGCCCGCGACGAAGCACUGAAAGUAGCGAGCGAGCGACCGGAGGAGGGCGAUGGUGAGCCACUCGAAACGGUCGAGCAGUUGAAGAAAAAAAUUCAUUCCACCGAAAAGCGGAUCAGACAAGCGAACGCAACGCAGGAAAACAUCGAGGACGUUGCGGAAGAGCUGGCGCAAAAGUCAGCGGAACGAGACGAGCUGAUCCAGUAUUCAUCGUCAUUGCGCGAUAUAACGACUCUGCUGAAUAACACACGCAAGUCACGCUUUGCCUAUCUGCAUAAGCUAACGUCACAUAUGUCCCUUCGGGUGAAGCACAAGUUCCAGAGUAUCAUGCAGGUCCGCAACUAUGUCGGUGCGAUCAAGAUCGAUCGGGAGCACGGACGGUUGGCGCUUUCGGUUGUGCCGCGUGACAGCAACAUCCAGAAUGCCGUCUCGACCACCAAGUCGUUAUCGGGCGGGGAACGUUCGUACGCCACCGUCGCCUUCCUGAUAUCGCUCUGGUCCUGCGUCGACACGCCAUUCUUCUUUCUCGACGAGUACGACGUCUUCACGGACCAGGUCAACCGACACACGAUGACCCGGCUACUAUUGAACGAGGCGAACAAGAAACCGGACCGGCAGUUCUGCUUCCUGACUCCGCAGGACAUGAGCGAGAUCCAGGCCACCCCCGAGCUGACUAUCCACAGAAUGGAAGAUCCAGAGCGUUGCUGACAGGAAACAUAAUUAAAACAAUAAACAUGAGAUUAAUUACGUAUCUGUGAGGAUUCCUCAGGACCUGUUACAUGACAUUUUUUUCGGUUCCGCUGGGCGUUAUGAUAUGAGUGCGUUAUGAAAGUAUUUACCAGUUGUUGCAAGUAAUGUUAAAAUGUUUGGUCAAUAAAUAUUUUUCUACAACAAAGUUUA
Messenger RNA from Anopheles coustani, 3610 nucleotides. RefSeq names its product structural maintenance of chromosomes protein 6 (gene SMC6). The transcript is spliced from 7 exons. Gene Ontology annotation, molecular function: single-stranded DNA binding; damaged DNA binding. Gene Ontology annotation, cellular component: nucleus; site of double-strand break; Smc5-Smc6 complex. The coding region runs from base 131 to 3418 and encodes 1095 amino acids. NCBI's taxonomy places the organism in Eukaryota, Metazoa, Arthropoda, Insecta, Diptera, Culicidae. The record is from RefSeq and is a predicted model, not a curated record. Gene Ontology annotation, biological process: double-strand break repair via homologous recombination.